Folsomia candida is the source of this 3641-nucleotide messenger RNA. RefSeq names its product 5-hydroxytryptamine receptor 2A. Bases 1674 to 3002 code for a protein of 442 amino acids. Gene Ontology annotation, molecular function: G protein-coupled receptor activity. Gene Ontology annotation, biological process: adenylate cyclase-activating adrenergic receptor signaling pathway. Lineage: Eukaryota; Metazoa; Arthropoda; Collembola; Entomobryomorpha; Isotomidae. Gene Ontology annotation, cellular component: membrane. The transcript has 7 exons. The record is from RefSeq and is a predicted model, not a curated record.
CCACAUCAUGUAGCUGCACAUUUCUUUACAUAAUCUCGCUAAGGGACAUGGAACACGCCUCUAGAACGGUUGUAUUUAAUAGAUACGUGUCAUGACUGACGAUGAAUGUCAUAAAUACAAGCAAACAAUGUGCACAUUAUUUGCACAAAUAAUGUUCAGCAUCGGCUACAAAGUACUUCUAAUCAAGACAUCGUAAUACUUGACUUGUGUUGACUUGACUUGUAUGCAGGCACAAGUCAACGCAAAUGCACGUUAUCAGAUCGGGUCUCAGCGCAUUAUUACCAAAAUUAAAACAGUGUAGUAACAAAUAAUUUUAAACACGAACAUGCACGCACACAAACACUCCUCCUCCUUCUCCUGCUUUCUCUUCUCGAGGCUCGUUCCCAACAAAGUUAUGGAAAAAGUAGUGUGCGCUUUCUCUUCCGUCCAUCCUGAAGAGGUGUACAUACACGUAUACAUUAUUCACUCACAAAAUUGGGUAAAACAGUCCAUUUCCAUACAUGCGAGCCGCCUGCCAAUCAUUAUAUUGAUAUUUAGAGAAGUGUCUCAUUUUUGUGGUUGAGAACAACGGACGGACGGAGAGAAGGCAGGACUGGAGUCUAAUAAGCAACAACUGAUAUGAUCUCAAGUUCUUGGUAAGUUUCAUUUAGCCGUUGAAAGUGCAUGCAAAUAAAGUAAUCUUGAAGGUUAACUAGGCCUAGGAUUUUACUAGUUCAUGCAGUCUAGUCUCCUUGUAUUUGUUACUAGCACCGUGUAGUAUUUCUCUUAAACUCAAGUUAUUCACCCAAUUGAACAAAACGAGAGCCAUAUCGCGUGCACCAUCAUUAUGAUUUUUCAUAUAUUUCGAGUUACGCACGUUUACAUCAAUUCGAUCAAUCAGUGCUCAAAUCUCAUCAUUGGACAACAAAUUAUUUAUCAAACUACAUGUGUGUACAUUGAGGUAUUAAGUUAUUUGAUUUACUAUGACAAGUGUAAUUAUUUGUAUAUAAAAUCAUGAAAUUUAGUGAUUUAGUAAAGUUUAGAAAAUCAUAACCGUGUCUGUGGCACAAGUAAAUUACACUUCAGAAGAAUAUUUUUCUACAACUCGUUAUAUCUGUAAUUGAUCUUUCUAACAAAAUGAGGGUCAGAAGAAGAAAAGGUUCGAGUUGGACUGGCACAGUUUCCGUGUUGGGCUUUGAGUGAGAGAGAGCAGAGCAGUUUUGUCGAGCAAAAGUGGUGAAGAAGGGAAGGAGCGUGGCUGGCUGGGAGGUGCACUAUGGAAAACAAGAAAAGACGGAUUCUGCUGCAUCCUCACUUUAGUCGUGGAACAUAUCUCGCAGAGAAACAACAUCCUCCUUGCCCAACUCUCACUUCCACCGCCGCUCACUUUCACCAACCCUGGCAGCCCACUUUCUUCGCCGUUGUCAAGUUGCCCCCAACACGUUGGCCGCAAUGACAUUUCGCCCCGUCCUCUGAUUGUGUAGAUGUGACGGCAGUGCAACUUUCACCACGGCUGCCGCACAUUCUCAGUUACAUUACAUUAUACAUCCGUAAUUGCAUCACCAGUCAAUACGUCGAAUUAGUGUGGUAAUUAGGGCACUAGAGAAAGAGAAGAGUCGCACAUUUUGCCGCAGUUGGUGACGAAUCGCGAGGUGGAUGCCAGCGGUGCGAAGGCGCUGCUGCUUCCUUUCCCCAUGGAAGACUGUACCUAUUACAACAACACUAGCUCCUACGACCACGAUGACCUCGUCUUAUCCAGCAGCGAAUCCACCCUGAGCUGCUUCAAUGCUAGCAGAAAUGCUACUCAAGAUUCGACAGAGGACGAAUUUGUUCUCACCGUUGUGGUGGGAAUCGUGCUCGGACUCGUGUGGAUUGCCACGAUGACAGGAAAUGUUGGUGUGUUGGCAGCAAUAUGGAUGGAGAAAAAUCUGCAUAGUCUUCAAAACUAUCUGAUUUUCUCACUGGCAGUUGCCGAUCUGAUGGUUGCAUGUCUAGUUAUGCCCUUGGCUGCAGUAUAUGAAGUAUCGAAAGUUUGGUCGCUUGGAGAAUGGCUUUGUAUAACGUGGACAUCCUCGGAUGUCCUGUCCUGUACAGCAUCCAUACUUCAUCUGGUGGCCAUUGCAAUGGAUCGAUAUUGGGCCGUGACGAAUAUUGACUACAUUCAUCGGAGGAACUCACGCCGCGUGCUGACCAUGAUAUUCACCGUGUGGAUGUUAGCACUCGUGAUAUCACUGACCCAACUGGGCUGGAAAGAUGAGACCUGGAAGUCGCGCAUUGAGGGAAAAGAGUGCACCGUAAACCAAGACAAGUAUUUUCAAAUAUUUGCCACGCUCUCAUCAUUCUACGUCCCACUGGCCGUCAUAUUGUUCCUUUACUGGAAGAUUUUCCAGGCGGCGAGAAAGCGAAUUCGGAAACGAAGACCUCCGCCAGCGACCUCCCUCCUCCCGAGACCAGCAGCAGAAACUAGCUUAAUCACGACAGCUUCCUCCAGCAACCCCAGCCCAGAGAAAACCGUCCUCAUCAAUAAUUACGGCGGGGUACGAGAUACCGGAGGAGGAGGUGGAGGAGACGAUGCUGCGAGUACGUGUACCUCUGGAGUUGGAAGUUCGGAAACUACUCGAAAAGGAACUCUUCACCAUCAACUUUUGCCACCCGGUUCGCCAGGGAAUUCCAGCACUGGAAUCACUCCAGAAACAACGCCAGCACGAAAAAUCACUAAAACCGUCAAAGAAACCGGCGAAGCUAAAAGAGAACGCAAAGCAGCCAAAACUCUCGGGAUUAUUACCGGUGCUUUCAUCGUCUGUUGGCUGCCGUUCUUUGUUAUGGCGCUUACUCUGGCAAUCUGUGGGCCUCAAUGUGACAUCAGUCGAUAUUAUAUUGCUUUGAUACAGUGGUUAGGUUAUAGUAAUAGUAUGCUAAAUCCUGUAAUUUAUACAAUAUUUUCACCUGAGUUUAGACUUGCAUUUAAAAAGAUAUUAUUCGGGAAGCAGACUCGGAAAUCAAAUCGAGCUGUGGCUGUUUAACCAUAGAUUUAUUUAUAUAAAUGUGUCACUAUAAACUAUAAACCUUUAAAAUGGCUCUUUAGAGAAGAGUCUUGUGCCUGGAUGUUGAAGUAAAAAUGUGUAGUUGUAAGAAAGUAAAAAUACUUCGUAUCAGCCUCUCGCAUCGAAACGAGAUCUUUUAUGACAACAAAGAGAAACAAAAAGUCGAGUUAAAGACGCAUUCGCUCACAUUCACCAACCAGCCAGUUGGGUGUAAGGGACGAAGAAUCUGAUGAUAGAUCUUCUGUGAGCACAGCAGUGAGUACGAUGAUGUGCGGACUGACGAGACCGACGACGACGACGACGAAGAGGAUGGAUGGCGAGAUGUAGAUGCUGAUAAAAAUCAAUAUAAACGGUGGUGCUUGAAUGUUGACUUAUGUAGGAGAAAGUAGUUUUAAAAAUUGUAUUGAAUGUUAAAUACUUUCUUUCUCUCUGUAAAACCGUCAUCUGAUUCCAAGUAAUUCAAAAUAAUAUGACUUGAGGAGGGUGCUCCGCCGAGCCCUUGAGGAACCUCUCCUCAGGUGUUAUUAUCCUGCUGUGAUUUUUGUUCUUCAAUGAUGAUGAUUAUGGUGAUAAAUAAAUACCAAACAGAAACCUUUUAAAUAAACAAAGAAAUCCUGA